Molecule: messenger RNA, 639 nt
Organism: Magnolia sinica
Lineage: Eukaryota; Viridiplantae; Streptophyta; Magnoliopsida; Magnoliales; Magnoliaceae
Product: SKP1-like protein 1A
Exons: 1
Coding region: 14-571 (185 amino acids)
Biological process (GO): SCF-dependent proteasomal ubiquitin-dependent protein catabolic process
Cellular component (GO): cytoplasm; nucleus
Molecular function (GO): cullin family protein binding
Source: RefSeq, a predicted model, not a curated record
GAAAGAGAAGAGAAUGGGUGAAGAGUCCUCGAAGGUGAUUCUCGAAGAGUCUUCCACAAAGAAGGUGAUUCUCGAAGAGUCUUCCACAAAGAAGGUGACUCUCCGAACCUCUGACGGAGAAGUGUUCGAGCUCGAAGAAACGGUCGCAUCCCAAUCGCAAAUGAUCAGAUUCAUGAUGGAAGAUAACUGCGCCAACGACGCUAUACAGCUACCCACCAUAACUGCCAGAAUCCUGGUGAAGGUGAUAGAGUACUGCAAGAAACAUGCCAAAGUCAGAGAAGGAGGAUGCGAAGCCUCCUCCUCCUCCUCGGAUCAGAAAGACAAUAAGGAGUUGAAAGGCUGGGAUAAGCAGUUCAUGAGCGGCAUGGACAUCAACCUCGUUUUCGAUCUCAUCCAGGCCGCUAACUACCUGGACAUCAGUGGUCUGCUGGACCUCACUUGUCAGUACAUCGCUGAUCACAUUAAGCAUAUGACCCCUGAGGAGGUACGCAAGGUAUUCAAUAUCGAGAAUGAUUUUGCUCCGGAGGAGGAAGCCAGGAUUCGUAAGGAGAAUGAAUGGGCCUUUGAUUAGGAUUUUCUAUUUUCUAUUUUUAUGAUAUUAGAUGAUACUGUUAAAAUAGAAAAAGAAAAUAGUAGAGU